AAGAAGUUGCAAAAAUAUCAUAUCCCUACAACUAGCCAUAGAACCUCAGGGUUUUAGCAGAGGUUUUUGUUUUUGUAAAUUUUACUCACUUCAUCUUCUUCCAUUUCCCUUCCAUUUUACCUUAUCUUCUUUCUCUUCUCCUUAAACAACCCCACCCCCCUCCCCCCACCCCCCCACCCACCACCAUUAAAGCUGGCUUCUACAGCUUCUUACUCUCCAAGUCCAACAUCUCAAUGGAGAACUCAAAAACUCCCAAAAAGAUUCAAUUUUUAUGUCAUUCACAAUCAAGAAUUUGGAAAAUUAUCUCAAAGUUCAUCACUUUCCACUUCUUCAUUUCCCAAAACUCUUAAAUUACCUGUAAUUCAAAUACCAAUUAAUAAUAUUCAGUCCCAAACAACAGUGUGUGUAUCCACAGAUGAGAAUCUUGAAGAAUUGGUGAAUUUGCAGAAAAUCCCAAAUGGGUUUUUGAAUAAAGAAUCAAAUAAGAGAGUUUUUAUUCAAGACCCACCUUGGGUUUCUUCACUUUUUAUGAAUAGUGUGUUUGUUAGAGCUAAACAGGUACGAGGAGUGAGAAGGGAAUUUAGAGAAAUUGAGAGAAGGAGAAGAUAUGCUAUGUUGAGGAGGAGGCAAAUAAAGGCUGAAACAGAGGCUUGGGAGCAAAUGGUGGAGGAAUAUAGGGAGUUGGAGAGGGAAAUGUGUGAGAAGAAACUAGCACCCAAUUUGCCUUAUGUUAAAAAACUGUUAUUGGGUUGGUUUGAGCCACUGAGACAAGCUAUAGAGAAGGAGCAGAAUGCUAAGACGACCGUGAAACAUAGGGCAGCGUUUGCGCCACAUAUUGAUUCUUUGCCUGCUGAUAAAAUGGCUGUAAUUGUGAUGCAUAAGUUGAUGGGAUUGCUGAUGAUGGGUGGUAAAGAAGAGAGGUGUGUUCAGGUCGUCCAAGCUGCGGUGCAAAUUGGCAUGGCAGUUGAGAAUGAAGUUAGGAUUCAUAAUUUCUUGGAGAAAACAAAGAAACUCCAGAAACAUAUGACUGGAGCUCAAAGUCAAGAAGAUAUGAGUAGGGACACAAUGAUUCUAAGGAAACGGGUCAAAAGCUUGAUUAAAAGAAAUCGAGUAGUUGAGGUGAGAAAGCUGAUGAAAAGUGAAGAACCCGAGUCUUGGGGUCGGGACACACAGGCUAAGUUAGGAUGCCGGCUUUUAGAAUUAUUAACAGAAACAGCUUAUGUGCAACCUCCAGUGGAUCAGUCUGCUGAUACUCCUCCUGAUAUUAGGCCUGCGUUCAGACACGUAUUCAGAAUUGCUACAAGAGAUCCGGGGAAGAACAUUGUCAAGAAGUAUGGUGUCAUCGAAUGUGAUCCAUUGGUUGUUGCGGGAGUUGACAGAACAGUUAAACAGAUGAUGAUUCCUUAUGUGCCUAUGUUGGUGCCACCCAAAAAAUGGAGAGGGUAUGACAAAGGCGGAUACUUAUUCUUGCCCUCCUAUUUGAUGCGCACACAUGGAUCCAGGAGGCAACAAGAUGCUGUAAGAAGUGUUCCCGCGAAACAAAUGCAGCAAGUUUAUGAGGCCUUGGAUACCUUAGGAAGCACUAAAUGGAGAGUGAAUAAAAGGAUACUAAGUGUGGUUGAGAGUAUUUGGGCUGGAGGCGGAAAUAUUGCUGGCCUAGUGGAUCGCAAAGAUGUUCCCAUACCAGAGUUGCACUCUGAUGAUAUAAUGGAAGUGAAAAAGUGGAAAUGGAGGGUGCGAAAAUCCAAAAAAAUCAACCAAGAGUUGCAUUCCCAAAGAUGUGACACAGAGCUCAAGCUUUCAGUUGCUCGGAAGUUGAAAGACGAGGAAGGAUUUUAUUAUCCUCACAAUCUUGAUUUUCGAGGACGUGCAUACCCUAUGCAUCCUCAUUUGAAUCAUUUGAGCUCGGAUCUAUGUCGGGGAAUCCUUGAAUUUGCUGAAGGACGACCUCUAGGAAAGUCAGGAUUGCGUUGGCUGAAAAUACAUUUAGCAAGUCUUUAUGCAGGGGGAAUAGAGAAGCUCUGCUACGAUGCACGCCUUGCAUUUGUAGAAAACCACAUUGAUGACAUAUUAGAUUCAGCAAACAAUCCUCUAAAUGGAAAUCGAUGGUGGUUAAAUGCUGAGGAUCCUUUUCAGUGCUUAGCAGCUUGCAUUAACCUAUCAGAAGCUUUAAAAAGCUCGUCACCACAUACUGUCAUCUCCCACCUGCCUAUUCAUCAGGAUGGUUCAUGCAAUGGCCUUCAACACUAUGCAGCUCUGGGAAGAGAUAGUAUGGAGGCAGCAGCAGUCAACUUAGUUGCUGGAGAUAAACCAGCUGAUGUUUAUACUGAAAUCGCUCUGAGGGUUGAUCAUAUUAUCAGAGGAGAUAGUAUCAAGGACCCUGCAACUGAUCCUAAUGCUUUACUAGCCAAACUCCUAAUUGACCAGGUUGACAGGAAAUUGGUGAAGCAGACAGUAAUGACCUCAGUGUAUGGUGUUACCUAUGUCGGAGCACGUGAGCAAAUCAAAAGAAGAUUGGAGGAGAAGGGUCUUAUCGAUGAUGAUAGGCUGCUGUUUACUGCAUCUUGCUAUGCUGCCAAAGUGACAUUAGCUGCUUUGGGGGAGUUAUUUCAAGCGGCACGUGGCACAAUGACUUGGCUUGGUGACUGUGCUAAGGUGAUUGCUUCAGAAAAUCAGCCAGUUCGAUGGACGACACCUCUGGGGCUCCCUGUUGUGCAGCCUUACUUUAAAACUCAGCGGCAUGUUAUAAGAACUUCUCUUCAAGUUUUGGCUUUGCAGCGUGAGGGUGACGCAGUUGAGGUCCGGAAACAGAGAACUGCUUUUCCUCCCAAUUUUGUGCACUCACUGGAUGGUUCACAUAUGAUGAUGACCGCUGUUGCUUGUAGGGACGCUGGACUACAGUUUGCAGGGGUACAUGAUUCCUUCUGGACUCAUGCAUGUGAUGUCGACCAGAUGAACAGGAUACUCCGCGAAAAGUUUGUGGAGCUGUACAGUAUGCCUAUUCUUGAAGAUUUGCUCGAAAGCUUCCAGAAUUCAUAUCCAGCAUUAAUAUUUCCCCCUCUACCAAAAAGAGGUGAUUUUGAUUUAGUGGAAGUUCUCGAGUCGCCCUACUUCUUCAACUGAGGAACUGAUGACGCUGAAACCCUUUGGACGAAAUGGACGAAAAAGUUAGAAGCCUCGGACAUUUGCAGUAACAUUGUUGCAUAGUGCAUCGGAGAGUAUGCAAGUCCAACUUCAAACAAUGAAAAUCCUGACUAGCGCUACAUGCAAUACUAGGAAAGUAGAAGAAGGUGUGGCAUCCAUCUCUGCUUUAUAGCUGAAAAAUCACAGCUAUGUACAUUGGUUCAGUUUCUUUUAGAUGCUGUACAGAUAUCUCGGGGAAUAUGAUAUAGCCGACUCCAACUUGUUUCGAAUUGAGGCGUAGUUGUUGUACAUAUAUCUUGGAGGGAAUUGUAACUUUUGUAGUUUAGGGUGAACCUAUUUAAUGGUGCUCUUGAUAUGUAUAGGCAUAGAAAUUAGGGAACUGUUGUUGUAUCUAUUACAGGAAACAGAUACUUUUGAGCUUUUGCCCUUGUGGUCCGGCCCUUCCACGGACCCCGCGUAUAGCGGGAGCUUAGUGCACCCCUUUUUAAAAUGCUUCCUCUACUAAUUUUCUGGAACUUAAGGACUUAAACUGCUAUGUAAUUUUCUGAUAUUUUCUGUUUCUUGACGGUUGAGAAUCCUUAAUAUCAUUUGGAGGAAAUCGUUCGA
Molecule: messenger RNA, 3750 nt
Organism: Nicotiana attenuata
Lineage: Eukaryota; Viridiplantae; Streptophyta; Magnoliopsida; Solanales; Solanaceae
Product: DNA-directed RNA polymerase 3, chloroplastic
Exons: 21
Coding region: 529-3123 (864 amino acids)
Biological process (GO): mitochondrial transcription
Cellular component (GO): mitochondrial DNA-directed RNA polymerase complex
Molecular function (GO): DNA binding; DNA-directed RNA polymerase activity
Source: RefSeq, a predicted model, not a curated record